This is a messenger RNA of Halichondria panicea, 3969 nucleotides long. Its product is annotated as cilia- and flagella-associated protein 57-like. Gene Ontology annotation, molecular function: protein binding. The record is from RefSeq and is a predicted model, not a curated record. The transcript has 18 exons. NCBI's taxonomy places the organism in Eukaryota, Metazoa, Porifera, Demospongiae, Suberitida, Halichondriidae. Bases 123 to 3833 code for a protein of 1236 amino acids.
AACACAGUAACAACCUUGUAACCACAUUGGAGAGUGCGUGGGCAUUGUUGACACAAGUACAAGCUAAAUACAAGUUGAAGUCUGCAUGCUGCUCAAGAAGGCUUCAACAUUGUAAGAUAAUUAUGUCUAUUCCUCAAGCCCAAGCAAAGUUCUCCUUUGGCCUGAAAGGAGAUGUGGCCAACAAUGUGUGGUACCUUGAUGAACAGACAAUCCUCUACCCCAGUGGAGCCAAUUUGGUCCUGUUCAAUGUAGACCUAAAACAACAGAAGUUCAUUCCAUGCACUGCUGGCAGUGAAGGCAUGACAGCUCUAGCUGUUAGUCCAAACAAGAGAUACGUAGCAAUGGCUGAAAAGAAAAACGAGAAACCAACCAUUACAAUUUUCGAUCUGACAACACUAAAAAGAAAAAAGACCCUUAGCUCGACAGAAGUUACAUUCACCUCUCACGAAUACAUCAGUUUGGCAUUUUCCCCAGACUCAAAAUAUCUUGGUUCCCAAAGCUCUGGUCCUGAUUGGACACUCUGCUACUGGCAUUGGGAGAAAGCAAAAGUGAUGGCAGCGGUCAAGAGCAGUGGAGUCAUCAACCACAUUGUUCGGCAGGUAUCAUUCAAUCCUCAAGACAACACACAGUUGUGUGUAGUGGGCGAGAAACUGUUUAAGCUGUUUCGUUACAGCGAGGGCAACCUAAAACAGUUUGGGAUAAUGAAAGUCGAACCCUCCAAUUACCUGUGCCAGGCCUGGAUAUCAGAGGAUCGUCUCGUGCUGGGUACUGACAACGGAAAAGUUCAGCUCUUUGAAGUUGGAGAACUCAAGAAUGAGUUUGAUGUGAUGAUACCUAACGCUAGUCAAGUGGUGUCACCAGAAACCACCAAGAAACCUCAACCAAGCAGCAUGACCUCUCUAAAGCCUGUGCCCAUCGACUGCAUCACAACCUACUCUAAAGGUUUCAUCUGCUCAGGAGGCAAUGGCACCCUUCAUCUCUUUGAGAAGACAGAUAAUCGAAACAUCUAUAAAAAGACUCGCAGUGUGAGCAUAUGGAUAGACCCGUCUAUCAGUGUGGUACCCCAGUCUGACGAGGAGGGUACAGAGCCGUCCAAUGACAUCUUGAGCAUGGUGCUGAGUCCCAGUGAGGAGAAUUUAGUGUGCAGCACAAGAAUGCAGCAGCUCUACAACCUCACACUCUCCGUGGCUGAUCUGCAGGGAAAGGGUAGCAACUCAGGAUUCGACUACCUCACUCACUCAUACCACCACGGGGAGAUCACUGGCAUGGACGUGUGUAUCAGGAAGCCCAUCAUUGCCACCUGCUCUCUCGACAAGUCCGUACGAGUUUGGAACUACGAGAACAAUUCCCUGGACCUGUACAAGGAGUUCCAUGAGGAGGCGUACAGCAUCGCCCUCCACCCCAGUGGUCUGUUUGUGUUAGUGGGGUUCAGUGAAAAACUGCGACUCCUGAACUUACUAAUUGAUGACAUCCGCCCUUUCAAGGAGUUCAUGAUCAGGGGAUGCAGAGAGUGCUCUUUCAGUAAUGGUGGUCACAUGUUUGCAGCAGCCAAUACUAACCUCAUCCAGCUUUUCUCAACCUACUCCUUUGAAAACAUUGGAAACCUCAAGGGACACAACGGAAAGGUCCGCUGCAUUCUCUGGAGUCAGGACGACAGUCGGCUUAUCAGUUGCAGUUUGGACGGGGCCAUCUACGAGUGGAAUGUCCAGGCUUGCAAGAGAGAGAAUGAGAGUGUACUCAAAGGCUGCAGCUACACCUCUCUAGCCAUCACUUCUGACCUCAGGACAACCUUUGCCGUUGGCUCUGAUCAAACCCUCAAGGAGAUCAUCCUGCCUGACUCAAACAUCGUGCGUCAAGUGAAUGUUGGACCGGAUGUGAUGCUGACUCAAGUGGUCCUCUCCAACUCUGGUCGUAUGUUGUUCACUGGUACCAGCUCUGGAGCGGUUAGGGCCAUUAAGUUCCCCCUCACUGAACCAGUCGAAUGGCAGGAGCACCACGCACACUCAGCAGCUGUCACCAGGAUGCGAAUUUCCUAUGACGACCAGUUUCUAUUCUCAGUUGGUCAGGACGGAUCCCUCCUGGCACUACGAGUCACUGACAAAGAUGGUCGUGGGCUCAAGAGGGAGAAGGACAUCACAUUUGCUGAGGAGGUCCUCGUCAUGAAGACAGAUCUAGAGGAAAAGGACACUACAAUGUCUGAGUUAAAGACUCGAGUGGAUGAGCUCAAGAUGGAGAAUGAGUACCAGUUGAGACUCAAGGAUAUGAACUAUGGGGAGAAGAUCAAAGAGCUCACAGAUAACUUCCUGCAAGAGAUCGAUGCCCUCAAGGCUAAGAAUGAGGCCCUACGCACUGACAAGGAGAAGGAGGCUGGUAGACACGAGGAGGAGGGACAGGAGAUCACCGAUAGACACAUCAAAGACAUGCAGGAGAUUGAGGACGUCAACAGUCAGAAACUGAUGGCUGAGUAUGAGAAAUAUCAAGAGCUGCAACAGAGGAGUCAGAAAUUGCAAGAGGAGUAUGAACGGCGACUCACAGACAUGGAGGAUGCUCGUGAGAAGGCUCUACAGGAGCUCACUGAACACUACCAGGCCAAACUCCAGGAGAAAGAGGUCCAGUUAGACCAGGCCUCAGACGAACUGCGUCAGCAACUCAAAGAGAGCGAGGAAUUGCAGAGACAGACAGAGGAGGAUGCUGACAGGGAGAUACUCGACCUCAAGAACCGCUAUGAGAGACAACUGCGGCAGAAGUUUGAAGAGAAUACCAAACUGAGGGGAGAGGUCGGGAUACUCUCCAAAAAGGUUGGGAGUCUUCAGGAUGAGAUUAAGAGUCUUAGGGAUGAGAUACAACGCCAGAAGCAAGAAUUGAAGAAGAGAGACAACAUCAUCUCGUCUCUCAAGACAGACAUUGAGGGGCUCAAAAAAGAGAUCCAGGAGAGAGAUGACACCAUCCAGGAUAAGGAAAAACGUAUCUAUGACCUGAAGAAGAAAAACCAGGAGCUGGAGAAGUUUAAGUUUGUGCUGGACUACAAGAUCAAGGAGCUGAGGAGGCAGAUGGAACCAAGAGAGAAUGAGAUCAAAAGAAUGAAGGAGCAAAUCAAAAAAAUGGAGGGUGAGCUUGGUGAUCUAAGUCGUGACAACAAAGCACUCCAGUUGGCCAUGGCUCAGAAGGACCUACGACUAGACGCUACUCUCAAGGACAUGCUUCAUGAGAGACAAUCAGUCCAGGACCUAAAGGUAGAGCUCAAGAACAUCAAAGCUGGUCUCCAUAACACGUCACGCUUCAUUCAAGAGCCUAACGAGCUCAAAGAAACGGUUAAAGAGCUGUAUAGGAGACAUCUGCGAGACUUUGAUCAGACUGCUCGAGCUGAGCAUGCUGCGGAGACUGACAUGCACUCUGAGUACGCUCGACAGCGAGAGCACCUUGAGAGAAGCGUGGCCUCCCUCAGGAAGAAACUGAGCAAGGACACGGAGAUACACAGGGCAGACAACGUUAGGGUGAUGCAGGAGAAUGUGUCUCUAUUGAAGGAGAUUAAUGAUCUGAGGAUGGAAUUGAAAAAGAGUAGAACAAGUGCUCACGAUUUGGAGGCUGUUUUGAAAAUAGCUCGCAAACAAGGAUUUGAUGACCAUGCAGCCUACUCUCUAGUGAAACCCAUCAAACCCAUCACAGGACUGGCACAGAUUGAGCCCACCGAUAACCUGAGGAUAAUUGAUAUGCAGAAAAUGGAGAUAAGCCGACUGAGAAGCAAGAUUCGAGAGUUUGAGGGAUUGCAGAGAACAGGCUCCACCAAUCGACUUCCUCCAAUGAUGCAGGGAUCUCCUCUACCAGUACAAUAAACUGACUUGGCUUUAAGAACAUCUCUAUUUACAAUAGUGAAUAUAAUUAUAUAGUUUCAGCAACUAUUUUUACACAUUCUGUCAUAAUUAUAAAUCCAUGCAGUUUGGUAUGUCAUAAUAAUUUUAUGAACUGUUU